This is a messenger RNA of Trichomonas vaginalis G3, 673 nucleotides long. RefSeq names its product protein of unknown function, DUF4106 family. Lineage: Eukaryota; Parabasalia; Trichomonadida; Trichomonadidae. The annotation marks the transcript as partial. The transcript has a single exon. The record is from RefSeq and is a predicted model, not a curated record.
AUGCCACGUAAGCUACGUAAGAAUAUACGUAAGAGGAAGAGAGCAUUGAAACAUCCAAUAGUAAAACUGACACCACAACAACAGUUGCAACAACAAAUAAUGAAUGACCCCACUAUGUUGCAACAAAUGUCAAGCAAUCCUAUGCUUUUAAACCGAGUUCUUGGUGCACAGAGUGGAGGUUUAAGAGCGGCACUUUUAGCGAAAAUGGCAGGCUAUGGUGGAGCUGCAGACGGAACAGCCUAUAACCCUCAAAGUCAAAUGAAUUUGAGUUCACUCAAAAAUCAAAUAACAGAUGUCAAAAAGUCAAACAUAGACAUACAGAAACAAAUAAGUGAAAACGAAAAGAAACUAGAAUAUGACAGACACACAAAGAAACUCAAUGAGUUAAACGUAGAGAAAAAGAAGAAAGAAGAACAACUGAAAGAACUAAGUACAGAGGAAUAUGCGAAAAAAGUGUCAGAAAAAGCAGCAGAAGUAGCAAAAAUGGAACAAGAUGUUAUAAAUUUGAAAAACCAUACUACUCAAUAUAAAGUACUGAAAGAUGAAGAGAUAAAACAAAAAGCCCUGAAGACAUAUAUGGAUAGCGAUGAGUAUAAAAAAGAAGUUGAAGCAAAUGUAAAGGCAGAAAAACUUUUACAGUUGCAAAACCAAACCGUACAGUAUGAAAACUUAG